This is a messenger RNA of Pangasianodon hypophthalmus (striped catfish), 4848 nucleotides long. RefSeq names its product polymerase (DNA directed) kappa (gene polk). Gene Ontology annotation, cellular component: nucleus. Gene Ontology annotation, biological process: error-prone translesion synthesis. The transcript is spliced from 14 exons. The record is from RefSeq and is a predicted model, not a curated record. NCBI's taxonomy places the organism in Eukaryota, Metazoa, Chordata, Actinopteri, Siluriformes, Pangasiidae. Gene Ontology annotation, molecular function: damaged DNA binding; DNA-directed DNA polymerase activity. The coding region runs from base 1662 to 4433 and encodes 923 amino acids.
GCUCUGGGUGCAGACAGCCCAUUGAGGUAACAUAGAAAUACAAAUACAAACAUAGGCCCUGUUUUAAAACUGUUUUAAAAAAUAUUCUGGUUUAAGGUUCAGAUUUAAGGCAGAAUCCCAAAUACUCCCCUAUAAUAGUGGAUAAUCUGGCCAAACAGGCAGUGAAACAUAUGGACAUAGGUUGUCUAAAACAUUAAAAAGUGAACAUAUUGUCUGUGCAUAAGUAUUCAAUGCUUGUUAUUUUGGGAACCACUUGCUGAGAAUUUAAGAAAUGAAUUUUAGGGUUGGUUUGAGUAUUUCAGAAAAUAUCAUGGGAUUUUCUCACACAACAGUCUCUAGAGUUUACACCAAAUAGUGUGAAAAGCAAAAAACAUCCUGUGUGCAGAGGGUCUGCAGGCUGAAAAACCUUGUUGAUGAGAGAGACCAGAGGAGAAUAAUCAGACUGGAUUGAGCUGACUGAAAGCCUGUAGUAACUCAAAUAAGCACACUUUACAACCGUGAUGAGCAGAAAAGCAUCUCAGAACGCACAACACAUCAAACCUUGAGGUGGAUGGGCUACAGCAGCAGAAGACCACAUCAUAUUCCACUCCUGUCAGCCAAGCACAAGAAUCUGAGGCUAUCAUGGGCACAGACUCACCCAAACACUUAAUCUUCAACUGUCCAGAAUGGGUGUGUUUGUGCCAUUGUUCAUAAUAGGGAAACAUCAAACCGGAUUAUGUUCAUCUUGUGGUCAAAAAGAAACUGUUGUACAUUAUACAGUGUGUAGCAUUUACUAGGCAAAGAGAUGAGCUAUUACAGAAAUUGAGAGCUACAGGUUCAGUCUACUUCACUUUACCAAAUCUACUUAUUGUGUCUUAGACAGUCAAAAAUACCAAGAGCAAUACUUAAUUAUCUCAGAGUAACAGGAUUAGAUAAUAGUAUUAUUAGAUAGUAGUAUUACAUAUUAUUAUUAGUUAAAUUAUGUAUACUGCAUAAGAUUUUUUUUUCUUUCUUUCUUGGGGUAAUGUUUUGUUUUCCUUCCUACUUCAUACUCCAGUUCAGUUGCUGGCGGUAAUACACCAUGAGUUUGUUUGUCAAUCACCAUGAAGUCAUACUAGAAGAAGAAAAAGUUUCGCUAACUGCCGCAAAACAUUUAAAAAAAAAAGAGGACAUGGAACAUGAAGUCUAGGAAUCCAUCUUCUCUUUAGAAAAGAGUACUUUGUUCAAUACCAUAUUAGUGUUAUCAUUUCUGCUGUAUUUGGAGUUGUGUAAUGUAUGCACCUGUUGUUAUUAUAUAGAGCAUAUGGUUUUAUGUUUCUUUGAUUAAAACUCAAUAAAAAUAUAUUUUUUUUAAUUUAUGAAGAAGUAGGAGAAGAAGAAGCAGUUGUUGUUUAGCUCCUGUACUGCAGGCGGCAACAUGGCAACGUUUUGUCGGUCUUCGACGAGGAAAUUUGAAAAUGGCGGCGAAGGCGACUGAAGUGUCAACCUGUUUUCAGCUAUUUUUCAGCUAUUUUUCGGCUGUUUUCAGCUAAAGUUAGCCUCUAUGUUUUUUAUUUUUUAAAAUUUAGUUAUGUGUUAGCUGUUUAUAUCUCGUUGAUUCGGGACUAAAAAAAAUAUAUAUUUUUUUUUAGUUGUCAUAUUUUCUCUAAAGCAAGUGAAUAGCUCCGGCUGAAGUGCUGAAGAUGGAGCCCGGUUGCAGCACAGGACAGGACAGCAUCCUCUCCAGAGUGGCCCUCAAUGACAACAAGGCAGGCAUGCAAGGUCUCGACAAGGACAAAAUCAACAAGAUUAUUCUCGAAACGACCAAGGGGUCCAGAUUCUAUGAGAGCGAACUGAAAAAGGAGCGUCAGUUGAACCAGCGCGUCGAGAAGAUGAUGCGGUAUAAAGCUAAGGUUACUGAACAGCAGAUACAGAAAGCGCAAGCAGAGGUGGAAAAGCUGGCUGCUGAUCUGGAAAGGAGUCGCAAGCUGGAGAGGGUGAUUGUGCAUGUGGAUAUGGAUGCAUUCUAUGCUGCUGUGGAGAUGAGAGAUUGUCCGGAACUGAAGAAUAAACCCAUGGCUGUGGGAUCCAUGAGCAUGUUGUCCACUUCAAACUACCAUGCCAGGAGGUAUGGUGUCCGUGCUGCCAUGCCAGGCUUCAUUGCUAAGAAGCUCUGCCCGAAUUUGGUCAUUGUUCCACUCAACUUUGACAAAUACAGAGCAGUGAGUGAACAGGUGCGAGAGGUAUUUGCAGACUAUGAUCCUCACUUUUUGCCCAUGAGUUUAGAUGAAGCUUGUCUGGAUAUCACUGAGCAUCUGGAGCAAAGGCAGCACUGGCCUGAGUCUAUGAGAACAUAUCAAAUCUGUGAAGUGAAGACCACAGCAGACGUUAAUGAACUCCAGACCACUGUUGGAGCAGAGACAGAUACCCUCUCCCCUGUGCUGUUUGAGGACAGCCCAGGUUCCUCCCCUACUGUCCCAGGGGCUGAUGGGAAGGUGGAGGUAUUUGGGACAACUCCUGAAGAAGCUGUGAGGGAGAUGCGCUUUCGUAUCGAGCAGAAAACAACGCUGACUGCAAGUGCUGGUAUCGCACCGAACAUGAUGCUCGCGAAAGUGUGCAGUGAUAAGAACAAGCCCAAUGGUCAAUACAGAAUUCUUCCUGAGAGAAAGGCUGUGAUGGACUUCAUCCAAGAGCUGCCUGUUCGGAAGAUCUCUGGGAUCGGGAAAGUGACUGAGAAGAUGCUAGCUGCAUUAGGCAUCAUCACUUGUUCCCAGCUUGGACAGCAGAUGGCGAUGCUCUCAUUGCUCUUCUCUGAAACAACUUGGCACCACUUCCUCCAAAUUUCACUGGGGCUUGGCUCUACUCACAUAGACAGAGAUUCUGAGAGAAAAAGCAUGAGCACAGAAAGGACAUUUGCUGAGAUGAGCAAUGCAGACGAGCAGUAUUCACUGUGCAGAGAGCUCUGUCAUGAUUUGGCAAAGGAUCUACAGAGGGAGGGCCUCAAGGGUAAAACUGUCACUUUGAAACUGAAGAAUGUCAACUUUGAGGUGAAGACAAAAGCAUUCUCACUGCAGUGUGCUGUGUGCACUGAAGAGGAGAUUUUUGCUGCUGCUAAGGACCUUUUGAAAGCCGAGAUUGAUAAUGUCAGCCCUCUACCCCUGAGGCUGAGAUUAAUGGGUGUUCGGGUCUCAAGCUUCAUCAGUGUUGAUGAUAAACAGCCCCAGCAGAAAAGCAUUGUGGGAUUUCUGAAGAUAGCAUCAGACUGUAGCAGUUCAGCCCAGCCAUCCAAAUCAGAAAUGGUCAGUGUGUUAGGUUCUAGUGUCAGUUUAACAAGGGAACAGUGUCCUGAGACCAGAAGUGCUUCAUUUACAGGGGAGACUUCCAAACCAUUCAGUAAGUGGAGGACAGAAUCUGGUUGUACAGCUGAACCUCAGCAACAGACCUUUUUCCAAAAGGCCCAUGCAAAGAGGCUGCAAAAGCAAUAUGAGCAAGAAGAAACAUCAGACAAAAUAUUUAAAUGUUUACCAGCAGACUCAACAAAUAACUCUGCCUUUAUUGUCACAACCCACAAACCAACAGUCAAAACUGAAGAAACUCAGACAUGCACAUGGAAAAGACAUCCGGAUACAGAUGACACUGCAGCCAAAGCUGACUCAAGUUUGUCCACAACAAACAAAGUAUCAUAUGCAAGCCAAACAAAAACACAGUCUGCAAAUAUGCUGCAAUGUUUUACAUGUCCUGUGUGCUUCAAUCAAAUAGAAACUAAAAACCUCUCAUCAUUCAACCAGCAUAUAGAUGAGUGUCUUAGCGGUGAACUGGACAAUAAGAGGACAUCCAUGGAUGGAUGUCAAGAUGUGUGUCAGGAAGAGAAACUAUUGGGCAAGCAGGAUGAAGCAAAAAAAGAGCACAUUCAUCAUAAAGUCACAGAUUUAAACUCAGGAAGCAGGACAUCAAUAUUGAAAAGAAACAAUGAAAGACCUUACACCAGCUCUUCCACACCACUUUUUGAAAACAGUGCACAUUCUGAUUUUAGAACACCGUUUUUUAAACGCUUUAAAAGUACAAGCGAAAAGAGUUCCUUCGUGCCUCAUGAAGCCAUGAGUGAUUCUGGAUCUGUAUCCUUCCAACAGACAGCUAGUUCAGUUGAAGUUAUUAGUGAGCCACUGCACAAGAUGGUCCCCAUCUUGACAUGUCCAGUGUGCAGUCAGGCUCAGGAUACUGAUGACCUCAUUCUCUUCAACCAUCAUGUGGACAUGUGUCUUAACCAGGAAGUGCUUUUGGAGUUUAGAGAAGCUGUUCCUCCAAUGGCUCAGUCAGAUUCCAAAGUCAAAGAUCUUGAGAAAUUGUCUACUGCAAGAGGAAAGAGCAAAAGACGAGGAUCAUCACCACCUCCUCCCCCAAAGAAAACCAAAGCCAUCAGCACAAGACACACCAUUGAUAAAUUCUUCAAAGGAAACUGCAAUCAGAAAUUUUAAUAUGCUUCAUUUUAUCUCUUGGUGUCUGUGUCUGCUACGCCAGAUUGCAGGUACAGACCAAGCGGUGUGACUGUCAAUGAUGUAAUGAAUGUUUAAAAAAAAAAAAAAAAAAAAAAAAGCCAUUGUUAUUCAAGAUGUUUUGCUGAGUUUCCAUUCUGGAUGGAAAAAAAAAGUGAUAUAAAAAAUGGGGAAAAUAUGCUGCUCUAUCAAAUCUGAUUGUUAUGAUUAUAAUACAAUGUUUGCACUUUUACCUUGUGUGCUGUGCUAUGAGAAGUAUUUUAUCACUAAUUAAACACAAAUGAAGCACUUUAUUAGACCAUGUAGAAAUUUAGAAGGAUCAAAGCCAUAAAUUAACAGUUAGGUGUUUUUUGUUUUUUUUUAAGGAAAGCAACCCUGAAAGGUUUGAAAUUAAACA